Messenger RNA from Nilaparvata lugens (brown planthopper), 471 nucleotides. RefSeq lists its product as uncharacterized. The transcript has a single exon. Lineage: Eukaryota; Metazoa; Arthropoda; Insecta; Hemiptera; Delphacidae. Bases 1 to 471 code for a protein of 156 amino acids. The record is from RefSeq and is a predicted model, not a curated record.
AUGAGGAUUAAGCCAGACGUUUUCAACUCCUACUUUGUGGACUCAGUUAAGGCAGUUCGUGAUUCUAUAGGCACUCCAGAAGUAUCAGCCCAGCAGUUUCUGAAUGCUGUGCCCAAGCCUGAGGCAGCUUUCUCACUUCGACCAGUUUCAUGUGAGGAGGUGUUGGAAAUUGUAGGUGAAUUGAAGAGUUCAAAUAGUAGAGACUUUUUUGGCAUGUCAGUGAAUCUGAUCAAGAGUGUCAUUAUGCAAAUCCUUAUACCCCUGAACUCCUGCCUGAAUGCAUGCAUCACAGAGGGUGUCUUCCCUACUGUUCUGAAGAUCGCUAAGACCAUUCCAGUGCAUAAGAAGGGAUCAUUCGAUAUGGCUGGUAAUUUCAGGCCUAUCUCUAUCCUGCCAGUCUUCUCAAAAAUUCUAGAAUCCAUCAUUAAGAAGCAGUUAUGCUGGUACUUGAGAGCACUGGUUUGUUUGUAG